Messenger RNA from Sorex fumeus (smoky shrew), 384 nucleotides. Its product is annotated as cytosolic iron-sulfur assembly component 2A-like. The record is from RefSeq and is a predicted model, not a curated record. Lineage: Eukaryota; Metazoa; Chordata; Mammalia; Eulipotyphla; Soricidae. The transcript has 2 exons. The coding region runs from base 1 to 384 and encodes 127 amino acids.
AUGGAGCUGGUGUCCGGGCUGCUCUCCUGGACGCUGAGCCGAGUCCUGCGGCUCUCGGGCCUCUCUGAGCGGAGCUCGUCCUGGCAGCCCCGGACCAUGCAAGAGAAAGCGCUCGAGGUUUACGAUUUGAUCCGUGCUGUCCGAGACCCAGAGAAGCCUAAUACUUUAGAAGAACUGGAAGUGGUGACGGAAAGCUGCGUGGAGCUUCAGGAGCUCAGUGAAGAAGGCCCUCCCGUUGAUCUUGGAAAUCUACAUUUCCGAAGGCACCCACUCACAGAGGAAGACAUCAACAAGCAGAUAAAUGACAAAGAACGAGUGGCAGCUGCGAUGGAGAACCCGAACUUCAGGGAAAUCGUGGAACAAUGUGUCCUCGAGCCCGACUAA